AUGGCUCACGGCAUCUUGGGGCUCAUGCAGCCCUUGCGGAGGGGACUGAACGCGAGCAAAAUUCGCCUCUUUUUGCUCUGUGGUGUGACUGAGCAGCACCACAGCCCAGCAAAGUGCUGGCCAGAAAGAGGCUUCAGCUCCACACACGGGUCCCAGGAUGCCCCUGGGGAAUCAAGCUCUGAGGAUCAGGUGACAGUGCAUUUUAUAAAUCGGGAUGGAGAGCGACUUACGACCACAGCCAAAGAAGGGGAGAGUUUGCUGGAAGUGGUAGUCAAUCACAACUUGGCCAUUGAUGGAUUUGGUGCCUGUGAAGGGACAUUAGCCUGCUCUACCUGUCACCUCAUCUUUGAGAAGGAUGCCUUCCAAAAGCUUGAUGCCAUCUCAGAUGAAGAGCUGGACAUGCUGGACUUGGCAUAUGGACUCACUGACACAUCGCGCCUUGGCUGCCAGGUGUGCGUUAAGAAGUCGAUGGAUGGUCUGACGGUGAGGGUCCCCAUGGAUGUGUCAGACAUCAGGAAGCAGCAGGAGGUUGGAAAGCAAAGCAAACAGUAACUGGAAACGAUUGCUGCACAGCUUACAUUCUCAUUUAGGCAUGGCAGUGUACUUAGCUUUUGGUUGACACCCUUGCUUUUUGUGGCUGGCUUGCAGUAGGCCAUAAAGGUCUGAUUCACUAUAAAAGGUGUAUUUGGAAAAUCUCUUAUUUAAACAAGGCAUCAUGCUUAAUAGGGUCUUUGGUAUUUUAAGUGCUUAAAUGCUCUGCUGAACACAAUUGGAUUAAAGUGUAUGGCUUUAUAUUUCCCUGGGUGGGUGUCAGUAAAUACCUCUGCUGUAUGUGACUCACUUUCUCCUUUGAAAUUUAAGAAUUCUGCUAUUCUGAGGAACUGCUGAGAAUUUUGCAAGGCUUAACUCUUUAAAGGUGGAGCAGACUUUUCCAAUUUGUGUAGAUUAGGAAAAGAUUGCUGUUUGCAGGUCAGUGAUGGGCUGGGUGAUAUAGGUGACUUCAGUUUGGCCAGCAAGAGCAUACUGAGGACAUUAGUGUGCUGACAGUUCCUGUAAGCAGCAACCACUUCUGCAAGCUUGAGAUGUUUCAGGUGCCUGAAUUGUUCUGUUCUGGGAGCAGCCACUUUCUCCAAAUGUUAAAUUUUCUUAUUGCUGUACUAUCCCUCAUCUCAAAUAAAAUUCUUAUAAUGAGCCUUUUAGACCUACAAGAUGCACUGUUCUGGUACCAUAAGCCAGGCUGGAAUAGAAUGAGUUGGAAGGAAAUUUGGUUGGCUGCAUUAAGCACAGCACUGCCAGCUGAUCAAAGGAGGUGAUUGUCCUGCUGUACUCAACACUGUUGGGCAUUGAGUAUAAGAAAGACAUUAUUCUGUUAGAGAGGGUCCAGAGAAGGAUUGUGAGGAUGAUGAAAGGUCUGGAGGGGAAGCCUUAUGAGGAGCUGAGGUCACUCGGUUUGUUCAGCCUGGAGAGGGGGAGACCAAGGUCAGACCUUGUUGUGGUCUUCAGCAUCUUCAUGGGGGGAAGCAGAGGGGCAGGUACCAGUCUCUUCACUCUCAUGACCAGUGAUAGGACUCAAGAAAAUGGCAGGAAGCUGAGUCAGGGGAAGUUUAGGUUAGAUCUCAGGAAAAGGUUCUUCACCCAGAGGGUGUUUGGGCACUGGAACAGGAUCCCAGGGCAGCAGCAUGUCUGAGUUAAGAAUCAUUUGGACAAUACUCCUGGGCACAUGGUGGGA
This is a messenger RNA of Pseudopodoces humilis (Tibetan ground-tit), 1729 nucleotides long. Its product is annotated as adrenodoxin-like. The record is from RefSeq and is a predicted model, not a curated record. NCBI's taxonomy places the organism in Eukaryota, Metazoa, Chordata, Aves, Passeriformes, Paridae. Gene Ontology annotation, cellular component: mitochondrion. Gene Ontology annotation, biological process: P450-containing electron transport chain. Gene Ontology annotation, molecular function: electron transfer activity; 2 iron, 2 sulfur cluster binding.